Messenger RNA from Rhododendron vialii, 1802 nucleotides. RefSeq names its product alanine--glyoxylate aminotransferase 2 homolog 3, mitochondrial-like. Gene Ontology annotation, cellular component: mitochondrion. The coding region runs from base 193 to 1638 and encodes 481 amino acids. Lineage: Eukaryota; Viridiplantae; Streptophyta; Magnoliopsida; Ericales; Ericaceae. The transcript has 9 exons. The record is from RefSeq and is a predicted model, not a curated record. Gene Ontology annotation, molecular function: pyridoxal phosphate binding; transaminase activity.
CUACAAAUACCUCCCUGACCUCUGUUCCAUCCAUCGUCCCCUCUCUCUCUCUCUCUCUCUCUCUCUCUCUCUCUCUCUCUCUAUCCUGCACUUUUGGAGAGAGAGGACGGCGCAAAGAAAGACAAACCCAUAUCAACAAUCAUCACGACAUAGAUACGCAUAGAUACAUACAUACACGAGCAGAGGCGGAGAAUGGCGAUGCAGAGAUUAGCGACAAUGAGGGGGCAAUUCCGGGCAAAAGAAUUACUUCGACGGUGUCGCGGCUUCUCUCAGGUAGUGCACAGAGAGACCAUUGCUCACAAAAUCGAAUCCCCGAUUCCCAAAAUGCCCCCCUUCGACUACUCUCCUCCUCCGUACGACGGCCCCUCCGCCGCAGAGAUCUUGCAGAAGCGCAAACAGUUUCUCAGCCCUUCGAUGUUCUACUUCUACAACAACACCCCACUGAACGUGGUGGAUGGAAAGAUGCAGUACUUGUACGAUGAUACUGGCCGUAGGUAUCUGGACGCUUUUGGUGGGAUUGCUACCGUGUGCUGCGGACACUGCCACCCCGAUGUGGUCAAGGCAAUUGUCAACCAAACCAACCGCUUACAGCACUGCACCAUUCUGUACCUCAACCCCGCCAUCACUGAUUUCGCCGAGGCACUUGCGUCCAAGUUGCCUGGUGAUCUCAAGGUGGUGUUUUUUACGAAUAGUGGGACCGAGGCGAAUGAGCUAGCGAUGAUGAUAGCACGAUUGUACACUGGGUGCCACGACAUCAUAUCACUGAGGAAUGCGUACCACGGGAACGCGGCCGGGACCAUGGGGGCCACUGCACAGUCCAACUGGAAGUUCAAUAUUGUGCAGAGUGGAGUUCACCAUGCCCUUAACCCAGACCCGUAUAGAGGUGUAUUUGGUUCAGAUGGCAAAAUGUAUGCAAAAGAUGUCGAAGAACUCAUUACUUAUGGAACUUCAGGGCACGUUGCUGGGUUCUUGUCUGAAUCCAUUCAGGGAGUGGGUGGGAUUAUCGAAUUAGCCCCGGAUUACUUGCCUGCUGUCUACAGCAGUAUCAAGAAAGCAGGGGGCCUUUGUAUUGCUGAUGAGGUCCAGUGUGGCUUUGCUCGCACAGGUAGCCAUUUCUGGGGAUUUGAGUCCCAGGGCGUUGUGCCUGACAUAGUGACAAUAGCAAAGGGCAUUGGCAAUGGCAUACCUCUUGGUGCCGUGGUAACCACUCCUGAAAUCGCAGAAGUCUUGACGCGUCGAUCCUAUUUCAACACAUUUGGAGGAAACCCUGUGUGUACUGCUGCAGGACACGCUGUUCUCAAAGUAAUUGAGAAAGAGAACCUUCAAGAGAAUGCUCACGUUGUUGGAUCCUACCUGAAAGAGCGCCUCAAUUCUCUCAAGGAUAAGCAUGAAAUUAUUGGUGAUGUAAGGGGAAGAGGACUGAUGCUUGGAGUUGAACUUGUCACUGAUCGCCAGCUGAAAACUCCUGCAAAAGUCGAAACACUGCACGUGAUGGACCAGAUGAAAGAAAUGGGAGUGUUGAUUGGCAAAGGUGGGUUUUUUGGAAAUGUUUUCCGCAUUACACCUCCACUCUGCUUUACCAAGGAAGAUGCAGAUUUCCUUGUCGACGUUAUGGACUACACAAUGUCAAAGAUGUGAAGCUACCCAUGAAGUUAAAGCAUCAAACUCUCUUGGAUUCAUGUUACACGACCGAUUUGGAUGUGUAAUUGCAUGAAAUGUUAAAUGUUUCUGUAAGUUGUAUUGUUAUCCUAAGUCCUAUCAUAAGGAAGUCAACACCUCGUUGUCUCUCCACCCUUUCGGUU